Molecule: messenger RNA, 1503 nt
Organism: Arabis nemorensis
Lineage: Eukaryota; Viridiplantae; Streptophyta; Magnoliopsida; Brassicales; Brassicaceae
Source: the annotation of a GenBank genome assembly
AUGGAGGCUCGGAGCUUGGUUUUAUCGAUGAACACUAAUUUCUCUUCCUUUGAUCUCUCUCGACCUAUAUCUCCCGUCACUCACUUACUCGUUCCGUUCCGAUCGGCUAAACUAAGCACCCGCUCCAUUUCUAGGGUUUCGGCGUCGAUUUCUACGCCUGAUAGUAAAACUUCUUCCUCCGAUCAUGCGAUUGACACCAACAAGAAUACUGCAAUCUCUGUGAAACCUGUUUAUGUCCCGACGCCUCCCAAUCGCGAGCUCCGGACUCCUCACAGUGGGUACCAUUUCGAUGGAACAGCUCGGAAGUUCUUCGAGGGAUGGUAUUUCAGGGUUUCGAUCCCAGAGAAGAAGGAGAGUUUUUGUUUUAUGUAUUNUGUGGAGAAUCCAGCGUUUAGNAAGAGAUUGUCACCANUGGAAGUAGCUCUAUAUGGACCAAGAUUCACUGGUGUUGGAGCUCAGAUUCUUGGUGCUGAUGAUAAAUAUAUAUGUCAAUACACUGAAGAGUCUCAAAAUUUCUGGGGAGAUAGACAUGAGCUAGUUUUGGGGAAUACUUUCAGUGGUGUGCCAGGAGCAAGGCCUCCAAACAAGGAGGUUCCACCAGAGGAAUUCAACAGGAGAGUGUCAGAAGGGUUCCAAGCUACCCCAUUUUGGCAUCAAGGUCACAUUUGCGAUGAUGGCAGGACUGACUAUGCGGAAACUGUGAAAUCUGCUCGGUGGGAGUAUAGUACCCGUCCUGUUUAUGGUUGGGGUGAUGUUGGGGCCAAACAGAAGUCUACUGCAGGCUGGCUUGCAGCUUUUCCUGUAUUUGAGCCUCAUUGGCAGAUAUGCAUGGCAGGAGGCCUUUCAACAGGGUGGAUAGAAUGGGGCGGUGAAAGAUUUGAAUUUCGGGAUGCACCUUCUUAUUCAGAGAAAAAUUGGGGUGGAGGCUUCCCCAGGAAAUGGUUUUGGGUCCAGUGUAAUGUCUUUGAAGGUGCAAGUGGAGAAGUUGCUUUGACUGCAGCUGGCGGGUUGAGGCAAUUGCCCGGAUUGACUGAGACCUAUGAAAAUGCUGCACUGGUUUGUGUACACUAUGAUGGAAAAUUAUACGAGUUUGUUCCGUGGAAUGCUGUUGUUAGAUGGGAGAUGUCUCCAUGGGGUUAUUGGUAUAUGACUGCAGAGAACGAGACCCAUUUGGUGGAACUAGAAGCAAGAACAAACGAAGCAGGUACUCCUCUGCGUGCUCCUACCACAGAAGCUGGGCUAGCUACAGCUUGCAGAGAUAGUUGUUACGGUGAAUUGAAGUUGCAGAUAUGGGAACGGUUAUAUGAUGGAAGUAAAGGAAAGGUAAUACUGGAGGCAAAGAGCUCGAUGGCAGCGGUCGAGAUAGGAGGAGGACCGUGGUUUGGGACAUGGAAAGGAGAUACGAGCAAAACACCCGAGCUACUCAAACAGGCUCUUCAGGUCCCAUUGGAUCUCGAAAGUGUCUUUGGUUUGGUCCCUUUUUUCAAGCCACCUGGUCUGUAA